Pelagomonas calceolata is the source of this 406-nucleotide messenger RNA. Lineage: Eukaryota; Pelagophyceae; Pelagomonadales; Pelagomonadaceae. The record is from the annotation of a GenBank genome assembly.
AUGCCCUGCGCCGGCUCGCCGGGCGGGGCGAGCGAGGCCAUCCUCGAGUGUCCCGUGAGGAACUGGUGCGUCUGCGAGUGGGCCUUCUCUGGCUACAUCGCCAAGGCCGGGGGCUGUGCUACGCGGCGUCUUACAUAUCGACUCGCCUCGACGGCGUGGAGGGUGACGAGAGUCGACCUCGCGCCAUCGACGCGACUCACCGAUUAUCGACGCAGGCGAUGCCAUCAAGAACAUCAACUGCAAUGCGACAAACGCGCUCGCGGUGGCGCACUACGAGGACAAGGGCCCGGAGGCCGCCGACGCGCUCGCGUGCCUCGAGACGCGUUGCGGGCUCGACGCCAAGACGGCCGACGAGGCGUACAAGGAGUUCGACAAGAAGGAGCCCUGGGACGAGGUCCUUAGCUAA